AUGUCUCGAUUAGGAACGCCUCCGCCGCCGUCACCCAUGCAAUUGUUGCAAGAGUAUUACGCGCAUGACGCGUGGCAGUUGCUGAUCGCGUGUGCUCUGAUGUCGCGCGUCGCGAGCGGUGCUCUCAAACACGAAUGCAUAUCAAACUUUUUCGCGAAAUUCCCGACGCCGAGCGCGGCGCUCGCGGCGGAUUCGCAGGACGUGUUCGAAAUCAUCAAGCGCCUCGGCUUGUUCCCCGGGAGGAUGCGGACGAUCGUGGAGGUGUCCACGAAGUUUCUAUUGGAAACUGGCGAGUUUGAAGUCGGACUCGAGCCCGAGUUGAAAAUUUACGGUAUCGGCGAGUUUGGAGUGGAUUCGUUUGAGAUUUUUGCCCGUGGCGACGUCCGACGUAAACCAAAAGAUUGCAACCUACAAUCAUUUUGCGCAUGGCAGCGCCGUCACGGGAACGGGAAAGUUAAAGUCGAGACGUGA
Ostreococcus lucimarinus CCE9901 is the source of this 471-nucleotide messenger RNA. RefSeq lists its product with no specific name. Lineage: Eukaryota; Viridiplantae; Chlorophyta; Mamiellophyceae; Mamiellales; Bathycoccaceae. The transcript has a single exon. Gene Ontology annotation, biological process: DNA repair. Gene Ontology annotation, cellular component: nucleus. Gene Ontology annotation, molecular function: DNA binding; catalytic activity. The record is from RefSeq and is a predicted model, not a curated record. Bases 1 to 471 code for a protein of 156 amino acids.